Saccostrea cuccullata (small rock oyster) is the source of this 591-nucleotide messenger RNA. Its product is annotated as galactose mutarotase-like. The transcript is spliced from 5 exons. NCBI's taxonomy places the organism in Eukaryota, Metazoa, Mollusca, Bivalvia, Ostreida, Ostreidae. The coding region runs from base 1 to 591 and encodes 196 amino acids. Gene Ontology annotation, molecular function: aldose 1-epimerase activity; carbohydrate binding. Gene Ontology annotation, biological process: beta-D-galactose catabolic process via UDP-galactose, Leloir pathway; glucose metabolic process. The record is from RefSeq and is a predicted model, not a curated record.
AUGACUGGAGUCGUUCCCACACAGGACUCAUUUGGAACCUUAAAAGAUGGCAUACCUGUCACGAGGUUUAGUUUCACCAAUCGAAAUAAUGUGACCAUUCGUGUAAUUAAUUUUGGAGCCACAAUAACUGAUAUUCUUCUUCCGGACAAAAACGGAAAAAUCGAAGACAUUAGUCUAGGUUUCGAUACAGCACAGGAUUACGAAUCCCAGCAUUCCUACAUCGGUGCAGCUCUUGGACGCGUCACAGAGAGGAUAAAAGGCGCAAAAUUCAAAAUUGACGGAACUGAAUACAAAGUGUCUGCCAAUGACAAUGAUAAGCACCAGGUUCAUGGCGGGAAAAUUGGUUUUGACAUGAAAAUGUUUGAGGCCUCGGUUGCCGGAGACACGGUUACAAUGAAGUACGUCAGUCCUGAUGGAGAGGAAGGUUUCCCGGGGGAGGUAACCGCGGUGUUCACCUUCCGGUUUACUCAGGACAAUGAGUUAAUUCUAGGAUACACUGCCACUACGACCAAACCUACGCCUGUCAACUUGUCUAACCAUGUGUAUUUUAACCUUGCAGGACAUGAGAGACAACUCAAAAAUGAUCUUUGA